AUUGAAUUGACCAUACCAAUUCACCAACGUGAUUGUUUUGAACUGAGAGACAUUUUUGUGUUAAAAUGCUGAUACCAUGUCGCAGUUUGCACAUGGAAGUUUCCGUAGUUUGAAAGACAAUGGGUAAAAGGAACCCUGAAGCAGCCGAAGCUUUCCAGUCGAGCACAGAUCUCCUUGUCAAAAUAUUAACAUUUUGACUUGCGAAUAUCUUUUUUUUCAUGUUUGGAUGGUGAUUACUGUAAGCCUAUUUUUAGCAAUUUCCCAUGUUGUUCCAUGGAGAAAAACUUGCCUAAAUCCAAGCAGAGACCCCCAAAUUAGUGUCUGAAAUUCGUUAGAGCCCUCCGAAUCCGCAGAAGUUUGAUUGGCAUCUCCAUAUAACACCCUCAUUUCUUCCUGCAGAUGAUAACUAUAAGCGGCCUUGGGUUUGUCCAAGGGGGUCAAUCAUGGCUAACCCAUCAAAAAUGAAUGCCUUUGGCUGCUUUCUUGUCGUUUUUCUUUCACUUUUCUCGUCCUUUUCUUCAGCUUUAACAGAUGCUGAGGCGGCUUAUAUAGCACGCCGUCAGCUGUUGCACCACCCAGAUGAUGAUAGCCUUCCUAACGAAUCCGAAUACGAGAUUGAUGCUCGUUUAACAUUUGCCAAUCCAAGGCUCAAGAAAGCCUACAUUGCCCUUCAGGCGUUUAAGAAAGCUAUUUACUCGGAUCCACAGAACUUUACAGCUAAUUGGGAGGGUGCUAAUGUGUGCGCCUACAAUGGUGUGUUCUGUGCACAAGCGCUCGACAAUCCUAAACAGUCUGUCGUCGCUGGGGUCGACUUGAACCAUGCGGACAUUGCAGGACACCUACCUAUCGAGAUUGGUCACUUGGUGGACAUUAGCCUUCUCCACCUUAAUUCCAAUAGGUUUUGUGGGAUCAUUCCAAAAAGCAUUGCGAAGCUGACCCUUCUCUUUGAACUUGAUGUUAGCAACAAUCGUUUUGUUGGACCUUUCCCCGAGGUUGUCUUAGAGUUACCAUCUCUAAAAUACCUCGACCUUAGGUACAAUGAUUUCGAAGGACAAUUGCCUCCCCAACUCUUCAAUAAGCCACUUGACGCACUUUUCUUGAAUGACAACCGGUUCCACUCAACCAUCCCUGAAAAUUUUGGAAAUUCCACUGUUUCAGUGCUGGUUUUGUCCAACAACAAAUUCCAUGGUUGUAUUCCGAAGAGCAUUGGCAAAAUGGCGAACACAUUGGAUGAAAUCCUUUUGUCGAACAAUGCACUCUCGGGUUGCUUGCCUGAAGAAAUAACACUCCUGAAGAGCGCCACGGUUUUCGACAUUAGCGAUAAC
This is a messenger RNA of Olea europaea var. sylvestris, 1325 nucleotides long. Its product is annotated as pollen-specific leucine-rich repeat extensin-like protein 4. Gene Ontology annotation, molecular function: protein binding. The transcript has a single exon. The record is from RefSeq and is a predicted model, not a curated record. The annotation marks the transcript as partial. NCBI's taxonomy places the organism in Eukaryota, Viridiplantae, Streptophyta, Magnoliopsida, Lamiales, Oleaceae.